AAGCGGGGCGUUAAAGAGGCCCUGGCUUCGGCGAGGGCUGGGUCCCGCCGGCAGUUUGGGGAGGCCCCGCCCCGCCCCCAGGAGGGCCACCUGGGACCAGCCGGUUCACUUGUCCGGGGCGGAGUUUUCUUUCGCCAGGUGCUGGGGUGAAGGCCGGCAAAAUACCCACCUGCUCGACCUGCUUGUAAAAUGCAUCAGCCACCUGACCCCCGGUUGUGAUCUGGGCUAACACAGUCUAGAGACUCCGCCCCCCUGACUCAGUUGCUGUUUAUGAAAAGUUUAGGCGUGUUACAGGUCCACUGGAACCGUUGCCUGUGGAGGGCCACACAGCCCCUACCAGAUGUCCUUCCAGCAGGGGAACUGCCUCUCUCUGUGUGGCCUGAAGACCCCCGGACUUCAGGGGAUUUGCCCUUCCCACCAGAGCACUACCAGAUCCAGAAGACAGGGAGCCUGGACAAGGUGGUGUCCUGGGCCCACCAGUUCCCUUAUGCCCACCCACUCUGGCUUGGACAGUUCCUUGGCUUCCUGAACAUCUAUGAGCCUGAUUAUGUCAAGGCUGUGUAUAGCCGAGGAGAUCCCAAGGCUGCGGACGUGUAUGAUUUCUUCCUCCAGUGGAUUGGGAAAGGCCUGCUGGUCCUCCAUGGGCCCAAGUGGUAUGAGCACCGCAAGCUGCUCACACCUGGCUUCCACUAUGAUGUGCUGAAACCCUACGUGGCUGUGUUCAACAACUCCACGCACGCCAUGCUGGACAAGUGGGAAGAAAAGGUUCGUGAGGAUAAGAGCUUUGACAUCUUCUGUGAUGUGGGCCACAUGGCGCUGGACUCACUCAUGAAGUGCACCUUUGGCAAAGGAAACAGCGGUCUCAGUCACAGGGACAAUAGCUACUACCUGGCGGUCAGCGACCUCACUCUGCUGAUGCAGCAGCGCAUCGAGUCCUUCCAGUACCAUAAUGACUUCAUCUACUGGCUCACCCCACACGGCCGACGCUUCCUACGGGCCUGCCAGGAAGCCCACGACCACACAGACCAGGUCAUCAAGGAACGAAAGGCAGCCCUGCAGGAUGAGAAAGAGCAGGAGAAGAUCCAGAACCGGAAGCACCUGGACUUCCUAGAUAUUCUUCUGGGGGCUCGGGAUGAAAGUGGGAUCAAGUUGUCCGAUGCAGAACUGCGGGCUGAAGUGGACACAUUCAUGUUUGAAGGCCAUGACACCACCACCAGUGGCAUCUCCUGGUUUCUCUAUUGCAUGGCCCUGUACCCGGAGCACCAGAGUCGUUGCCGGGAGGAGGUCUGCGAGAUCCUUGGGGACCGGGACUCCUUCCAGUGGGAUGAUCUGGGGAAGAUGACCUACUUGACCAUGUGCAUCAAGGAGAGCCUUCGCCUCUACCCACCUGUGCCCCAGGUGUACCGCCAGCUCAGCAAGCCUGUCAACUUUGUGGAUGGCCGCUCUCUACCUGCAGGCAGCCUGAUCUCUCUGCACAUCUAUGCCCUCCACAGGAACAGCUCAGUGUGGCCUGACUCUGAGGUCUUUGACCCUCUGCGCUUUACUCCUGAGAAUGUGGCCACACGCCACCCCUUUGCUUUCAUGCCCUUCUCUGCUGGGCCCAGGAACUGCAUCGGACAGCAGUUUGCCAUGAAUGAGAUGAAGGUGGUCACGGCCCUCUGCUUGCUCCGCUUUGAGUUCGCCCUGGACCCCUUGCAGCCCCCCAUCAAGAUGCCCCAGCUAAUCCUGCGCUCCAAGAAUGGAAUCCACCUCCGUCUGAAGCCUCUGCACCUGGGCUCUGGGAAGUAGCUCUGCCUGGGGUAGGGCCCCAGACAGCCCAGACUGUGGCCUCUCCUUGGGCUGGAUCAUAGAAUCUCCCAAGCUGGAUCAUAGAAUAGCUAUGGCUCCCUGUCUUUGGGAGGCUUACAGUUUAGAAGGGGAGCAGGCACCCACAUAAACAGUCACCUGGAGGGCAGUGACAUGUAAGCAUGUGUGUCAAUAAAUGUUUAUUAUGUGUG
Molecule: messenger RNA, 1997 nt
Organism: Prionailurus viverrinus (fishing cat)
Lineage: Eukaryota; Metazoa; Chordata; Mammalia; Carnivora; Felidae
Product: cytochrome P450 4B1
Exons: 13
Coding region: 271-1788 (505 amino acids)
Molecular function (GO): monooxygenase activity; oxidoreductase activity, acting on paired donors, with incorporation or reduction of molecular oxygen; heme binding
Source: RefSeq, a predicted model, not a curated record